Hirsutella rhossiliensis is the source of this 804-nucleotide messenger RNA. Its product is annotated as glyoxalase-like domain-containing protein. The coding region runs from base 1 to 804 and encodes 267 amino acids. The transcript has a single exon. The record is from RefSeq and is a predicted model, not a curated record. NCBI's taxonomy places the organism in Eukaryota, Fungi, Ascomycota, Sordariomycetes, Hypocreales, Ophiocordycipitaceae.
AUGUAUGGCCAGACGGGAGCCCUCCCCAUUCUCGACCACAUUGUCAUUCUCGUGGCCCAUUCGACCCUCGAAAGCCUCCCGUCAAAGCUCUCGGGUUUUUUUGUCGUGGCUCGCGGCGGGUUUCAUGCCGAUGGGCUUACAGCCAACAAGCUCAUCCUCUUCGAGGACGGUGCAUACAUUGAGCUCAUUGCCUUUGUCGACGGCCUGGAUCCAGACCAACGACGGCAGCACCGCUGGGGCCAGCUGCCGGAAGCCGCCAUCAUCGAUUGGGCUUACACCUUGACGCACGAGGCCGAGUUUGCAGCGGUCCAGCAGAGAGUCGCCCAGUCGCGAUCGGGCCUCGUCUACAGCGACCCAGUACCCGGCGGCAGGACAAAGCCUGACGGAACCACCAUCAAGUGGGCGGUAGCUGCCGCGCGAGGCUCCGACGGGAAUCCAGCUCCGCCUGGCAGCAUGCCCUUCUGGUGUCUUGACCGCACACCUCGGAGUCUGCGUGUGCCAUACGACCAAGAGCACCGGCUGACGCAGCAUCCCUGCGGUGCCCAGGGCGUGUCGUCGCUCGCUGUGUCUGUGCCUGUACACGAGGUCGCGGCUCUGGGCGAGGCUUACGAUGCGAUUCACGGUUCUUCAUCUGACGACGGCGGCGCGUGGAAAUUCAAGGUCUUCUCAGGCUCGGCGAUUGGCAAACACACGGUAUCUGUAUCUGUGAGCGAGAGAGCGCAGAGUAUCGAGCUGGUGCUGCACGGGGACUCUGCGACUUGUGUCGAGGUGGUUGCAGGCGUGAUAUUGCGCGUCGAGACGUGA